Messenger RNA from Magnusiomyces paraingens, 2289 nucleotides. RefSeq lists its product as uncharacterized. Gene Ontology annotation, biological process: RNA polymerase I preinitiation complex assembly; nucleolar large rRNA transcription by RNA polymerase I. Bases 1 to 2289 code for a protein of 762 amino acids. The record is from RefSeq and is a predicted model, not a curated record. NCBI's taxonomy places the organism in Eukaryota, Fungi, Ascomycota, Dipodascomycetes, Dipodascales, Dipodascaceae. The transcript is spliced from 2 exons. Gene Ontology annotation, molecular function: RNA polymerase I core promoter sequence-specific DNA binding. Gene Ontology annotation, cellular component: RNA polymerase transcription factor SL1 complex; RNA polymerase I core factor complex.
AUGCUCAGAUGGUCCGUAGGCCCCGUCUGUGGAGUCGACAAUUGUCGCAGCAGGCACUGGCGCAUUAUUGAUGGUCAGCAUGUUUGCAGAAAUGGUCACGUCCGUGAGGGUGACAUUGAAAUGGCAGAAGAUGAAGGCGGCGGAGAACAGGGUCGUUAUAUGCGUGUGACCGGAUCCAUGAUCGCCGACCGCCGGUCACAGGCUGCCAGCCAACCCGAAGAGGCCUCUCCAAAAGAAGUAACCAAAUCACUACAUAAAGCUUUGACAUACAUUCUUAAACAACAAGCAGAGUUCCUAGUCAAAGAAAAAGGUGCCCCCUCAGACAUUAUGCACGUCUCCAGAGCGCUUUUCGGACUUUGGGUCGACUAUAUAACAAAUAGACCAACCUUCGAGGCCCAUGAUGACUCCAGUGGUAUCGAAUCAAACUCAGAAGUAUCUGGAUCAGAAAAUGACAUUAAGCCCACUCGUUUCAAAGACAAAACCCCGCUCAAGACCAAAAUCAAAACAGGUCGAUACAAACAAAUUGCACCUUACAAACCUCCCCUACGAACAAACGUUAAUCUACAACCAAGAGCUUGGCCUUUGGCUUGCAUCUACCUAGCUUGUUGCGUAGUCCAGUAUCCAAUCUACAUUAGUGAUCUCAUGCGCUGGCUCUACAAUAACGAAUAUCCACAAAUGAAUUCAUUCAACUCUCUUCCUAAAGAAUUCAAAAAAACUCUCCACCUCAGUCAACUACAUAAUCAUGUCAUCAAAUUUGAUAACAAGUUCCUGGAUACCUCUGUGUAUGAUCAGGUCAACACAAUGGGAAGCAUGUUUUGCAAAAAACACGAAUAUGAAAUACCAAACUUAUCCAUAAACCCACUCCUCAUAAAGCUCAUAUAUAUGCUUUAUCUUCCUCCGGAAAUAUACCCUGCCGUUUUGCGUCUCAUUAAAAUCUUGCAAAUUGACUUUGACAUUACCAGAAGCGACCCAACAACCAACUCUUCUUCGGACGAUAGAACAUUAUACGCCUUAGUUGUUCUCAUGUGCAAAAUCUUGUACGGGUUCGAUAAUGUCAUUCGGCAUCCUAAACCUCAUGAGCCUGGUGCUCAAAUUAUUGACUGGGAGCUGUGGCAAAGCAUGGUUUACCGUACAUGGGUUGAAACUGACUCAUUUGGGUACAUAGAUCCUACAAAUGUUCUUUAUUGGAACACAGAACGACUCGAGCGGUGUUUAGAUUGGGCAGAGGAUCUUGUUUAUAAUGACGAAAACGAGGUGGUUAAUAAUGAAAAAAAAUCACGAGAAGGUGUGACUCGGUUUAUGCGCAAAACAUUUCCUUUAAAAAAGAGAGACCCUAAACCAUACAAUCCUCACGAUAGCAUUCUGUUUAAGGCGCCACCAAGAAAGGGUAAAAAACGAACCUUAAACAAUUCGCAGUCUUUUGAUAAUACCCAAGAAGACGAUGGCGAUGAUGAAAACGAAGAAGACGAAGAAUUAAACAGUGAUGAAGAGCUUAAACGUAAUGGAGUGCAUCGCACAGAGCUCCCUAAAAUUGGCCCCAUCAUGGAAAGAGACUUAUUUUCAAAUUCAAAUUCUAACCUAUACCGUCCAGACAAGGAGAUUUCUUCUGAUUCUAAUUCUGAUUUUGAGGAAUUUGUACAGACCAAAACUGGUAUCUAUAGACGGGGAGAAGAGGAUAUGGAAAUUCCUGUUGAAGAUAACCGAGAAACACAAAAAAUUUCUCAACCGGAUGACCAUAUUCUGCUUGAAGUGAACCAGCUAGUUCAGUCCACAACAACUCCCUACGAAAUUCAGCUUACAAAGUUUGCUGAUACAGAUGAAGAAGAAGGUAAAGAAGAAAAAGAUAAUGAUGAAGGCUGGGAAGACGUGAACGAAGAAAACAUGCCAGUUUCUGAAGACUACGCAGACGCACUUCAGUAUCCUGGUGAUGUGGAACCUUCACGAGAGGCCCAGGUGAACGAGGCGCUUAACGAGUAUUGGAAUCACAAGGCCCAAACAAUGAAUAACUUGUACUACUCCAACAUUCGCAAAUUUAAAGAACAUAACCACUUCUCAAAUCCAGUCAUCCCGCGAAAAAGUUCCAUAAUGGAUCUCAAAAACACACGCUACAUGGGGAAGCUCUUAAGACCAGGACACCGAUACAAAAUGUACGACCCAGAGGGCGACGAUACAGAGCUGGUCAAAACGCUUUUUGAUGCAGCGCCUUCUGUGAUUGGAACGUCGCCAACUGUCAUUGAGAAACUAUUCAAGCAUCUUGAAAAAUACAUUGUCAAGCCAAAAUCCCAGUAA